Molecule: messenger RNA, 1410 nt
Organism: Solea solea (common sole)
Lineage: Eukaryota; Metazoa; Chordata; Actinopteri; Pleuronectiformes; Soleidae
Gene: cbx3b
Product: chromobox homolog 3b
Exons: 5
Coding region: 274-840 (188 amino acids)
Biological process (GO): negative regulation of transcription by RNA polymerase II; chromatin organization
Cellular component (GO): pericentric heterochromatin; nucleus
Molecular function (GO): chromatin binding
Source: RefSeq, a predicted model, not a curated record
CAACGUUCUUUUUUUUACCAACACUGUCCGAGCGACACACACACACACACGUGUUUGUUCUGUGUGUGUGUGUGUGUGUGUGUGUGGACAGUAACGUGUUGCGUUUGAGGCUGAGUCAGUCCAUGUUGUUGUGCUCCUGAAACAAACAGCAGGUGGAGCGCUGGAUUCGGCGCUGAGAGCAGAGCAGAGGACUCACCACUGCCAUGUUUGGUGUGCACAGAUCCCAGCAGCAGGGACAUUAAAGUGUUUAUAUGUCUCCCGUCUGUGAGCAGGAUGAGAAAGAAGCAGACUGCCAAACAGAGGAAGACAGAGGAGACUACAGUUGUCCAGGAGUUUGUGGUAGAAAAGAUCAUUCGCCGCAGAGUCUUUAAUGGAAGAGUCGAGUACUUUCUGAAGUGGAAGGGCUUCACAGAUGCAGAAAACACAUGGGAACCUGAGGACAAUCUGGACUGUCCGGAACUCAUUGAAGAGUUUCUGAGAAACACCCACCACUCUGAGGAAAAUGAGGAAGAGUUAAUUCCCAAAGAAGAAAUGACAGAGCAAGAGACAGAAAUUUCCUGUUUGCAGCAGCAGGCUCACACCUUACAGAGAGACGGCGACAUGCUCGAGCCAAGCGAUGAGCAGUCAGAUGCCCCCACCGACCUCAGCACUUACCUCGUGCCUGAAUGCAUCAUCGGCUCCACAGACAGACAGGGAGAGCUCAUGUUCCUUGUCAAAUGGAAGAACUCGGAUGACGUCGCGCUGCUGUCUGCCCGUGAGGCGAGCGCCAGGUGUCCCCAGGUGGUCAUCGACUUCUACGAGCGGAAGCUGACCUGGCACUGUGGAGACGAGGAGCAGUGAAGUGUGUUAGUGUGACUGCAGAGGAGAAACCAGUAAACGUGCUGCGUUCUCACCUUAAGUUUAGUCUAAGCCUCCAUCGAGUGUCCUCCUCCUCCUCCUCCUCCUCCUCUUCCUCUUCCUCCUCCUCCUCCAGCUGACAUUAGAGGCACGCUGUGUGAAAUUACAUCUCGCUGCAGGUGCAAAAACCUCAGAGAGGGCAAAUAUUUAGGGCGUCGAGUCCUGUGGUGCUCAAUAGGAGGUCACUGUGCCUUCUGUGGAGACUGCGAUGGAGACUCAAACUAACCUUUGUGCAGAGCAGCGUAAAAAAGUAUAAAAGUCAGACUUGCCUGUAGCAGCUUUGGUCUCGUGACAUGUAGCUGACACAGUCACUGUGGACGUGCGUUUUCUUUCGAGACUUACUGUUACUUAGUAAUGUAGUAUACACUGUAUAGCCCUUCACCAGAAGGAGACCUAGUGUGUGUGCAUCACUUUGUAUAGAGAAUUAACUCACUGUACCUCCUGCCCGGGGGUCUGCAACCUGCGGUUAUUUAGCCCCUCAGUGGUGGCUCCCUGUAGCUUUGGAAAAAAUUA